CUAUGCAAGCAAGCGGGCCAAAGAACGCGGUUUCCAAAGAACACGGCUUCCACAUGGAAGGCGCCAGUAAUGGUGGCGUGCAGGUCGUGUCCCGGCGUAUGGUGCGCCCGUUCACAUCGCCGCCGAUGGCGAACGGGAACGGCUGCCAUCCGGCGAAGGAAGAGAUCGAGGUGAUCCACCUCACGCCGUGGGACCUACGCCUGAUCAGCAUCGACUACAUCCAGAAGGGCAUCCUCCUGCCCAGGCCUCCGGUCUCCGGCGUCAGCCUCGUCAACGCCCUCCAGUCCUCGUUCGCGCGUGCCCUGCGCCUGUUCUACCCGUUCGCCGGCCGGCUUGCCGCCGAGGAGCGCGGCGACGGGACCGUGUCCGUCUUCUUGCGGUGCACCGGCCAAGGCGCCGAGUUCGUGCACGCCGUGGCGCCGGGGGUCGCCGCCGCGGAUAUCGUCUCCUCGCUCUACUCGCCGUCCGUGGUCUGGGAGUUCUACCCGCUGGCGCUGGUUCUCGGCGCCGACGCCGCCAUCGGGGCGCUCCCCGUGCUGGCCGUCCAGGUCACCGAGCUCGCCGACGGCGUGUUCGUCGGCAUGACGUUGAACCACUCCGUCGGCGACGGCACCGCCUUCUGGCACUUCUUCAACACCUGGUCGGAGAUCCACCGAGCCGGCGGCGGCGUUGGCGGCAUCACCAGCGACCUGCGCGGCGGUCUCUCCACGCCGCCGCCGGUGCUUCAGCGGUGGUUCCUCGAGGCCUGCCCCGUGCCAAUCCCCAUGCCAUUCAGCAAGCUGGAACACAUCGUGAGGCGAUUCGAGCGCACGGCGGUGCAGGAAUGCUUCUUCACCUUCUCCGGCGCGAGCGUCAGGAAGCUCAAGGCUCGGGCGAACGACGAGAUGGCCGGCACUAUCACCGCCGCCAUCUCGUCGCUCCAGGCGGUCCUGGCGCACCUCUGGCGAGCCGUGUGCCGCGCCCGCCGCCUGCCGCCGGAGCAGGGCACGUUCUACUCGGUAGUCGUCGGGUGCCGUGGGCGCGUCGGCGGCAUACCCCCGGGCUACGUCGGCAACGCCAUGGUGUUCGGCAAGGCGGUGGCCACCGCCGGCGAGAUCGAGGCGAAGGGGCUGGGGUGGACGGCGUGGCUCCUGAACCGCGCGGUGGCGUCGUUCGACGAGGCGAGCAUGAGGGAGUCGCUGGAGCGGUGGGUCCGGGAGCCGGACUUCACGUACGUGGGCAACCUGUCGUCCGGCGGCACGGCGCUGGUGACGGGGAGCUCGCCGCGGUUCGACGUGUUCGGGAACGACUUCGGGUGGGGGAAGCCAGUGGCCAUCCGGAGCGGCGCCGGGAACAAGGUCGACGGCAAGGCCACGGUGUUCGAGGGACCGGAGCGGGGAGGGAGCAUCUCACUGGAGGUGUGCAUCGCGCCGGACGCGCUGGAGAGGCUCGUCGCCGAUGAGGAGUUCAUGGACGCGGUGAGCAUGCCGGCGUGAGGGCAACGACUACCCAAGGUGGGUUUGGGAAAAAUCCGGAAGGUUCUCGAUGAAGUCCACUUACAAUAAGUUAUGUAGUAAUGAAUCUGGGUGCCAUACACGAUGAUUUGGAAAUCUAAGAUUCCCUUGAAAAUUAAAAUUUGGAUGUGGUUGAUUGAACACAAUGCUAUCCUUACUAAAGAUAACCUCUCUCGGAGGAACUGGGUUGAUGAUAGUAAAUGUGCUUUCUGCAAUGGAGAUGAAACGAUCCUUCACCUGUUCUUUGGCUGUGACAUGGCAAAGUAUGUGUGGAGCCUUGUGACAUUUGUUAUAGGGGCUGAUAAUCGCCCUAGUUCUUUUGAUCAAUACUGGGUCUGGAUUGACAGGCGCCUAGGGAAUAGAAAGCAGUUCUUUAUGGUUGGCUUGGCAGCCAUUUGCUGGGCUAUUUGGAAAGCGAGAAAUGCCUUUUGUUUUGAGAAAAAACUAACCCGCCUACCUACAGAAAUAAUCUGCUCAGAUAGUUCCUUUGUAACAUACUGGGCAGGACUGCAUAAGGAAGACGACAAGAAGGAGCUGGAGCAAGGUGCUGAGGCCCUCAUGAAGACGGCACUACAGUUCCAUCCUCAAA
Panicum virgatum (switchgrass) is the source of this 2082-nucleotide messenger RNA. RefSeq lists its product as uncharacterized. Lineage: Eukaryota; Viridiplantae; Streptophyta; Magnoliopsida; Poales; Poaceae. The transcript is spliced from 2 exons. Bases 3 to 1475 code for a protein of 490 amino acids. The record is from RefSeq and is a predicted model, not a curated record.